AUGUCAGAAACUUCACCUCAAAACAAAUAUGUAUUUUUUGAUUUUGAAACGACUGGAUUAUGGAAGAAUGAUGAUCCACCAAAAAUUACGGAAUAUUGUUUUGUGGACGUUUUGACUGGAGCUGUUUUGUAUGGCUUAAUUAAUCCUGGAAAAGUGAUUUCUAACCAAGCACAAUCAAUUACAGGACUUAACUUGAAUAGUUUAAGAUCAAAAUUGCCUAUUGAAGGGCAUGUGAAUGAUAUUAUCCAAUUUUUAAACAAUAACUCUCAAGGAAAAACUUACUUAAUAGCUCAUAAUGGAGACCGUUUGGAUUUUAAAGUUUUUGCCAAAGAAUUUUUCGGAAAGUUUUCUGAAUUUAAUCAUGACAAUAUUGUCUUUGUUGAUUCUCUCCGAUUAAUGAAAUCAGAAUCGACUUUACACAAUUGUCUUCCUCGGAAAAUGACAAAGAAAGGGAAAUCUAAACCAGUUUUUGCUGAGGAUGUAUUAAUUGAACACUUUAAUUUAGGAAAUGUCAACAAUUCACAUUGUGCAUUUUAUGAUGUUAUUGGAUUGCUUAAUAUUUUGAUCAAGUUUUAUGGUAAUCUCGACGAUGCAUUGAAAGCUAUCGAGUGCUUCAAUACCAACCAACUUAAAAGGAAAAGAGAGAAAAUUAAUGACAAUAAUGAUGAUGAACACAAAGCAAAGAAGAAAGUUGGAUGUAGAUGUAAAAAAGGAAUGUUUGAAUUGUAA
Molecule: messenger RNA, 729 nt
Organism: Naegleria fowleri
Lineage: Eukaryota; Heterolobosea; Eutetramitea; Acrasida; Naegleriidae
Exons: 1
Coding region: 1-729 (242 amino acids)
Biological process (GO): DNA catabolic process
Cellular component (GO): cytoplasm
Molecular function (GO): nucleic acid binding; 3'-5'-DNA exonuclease activity
Source: RefSeq, a predicted model, not a curated record